AUGGCUCUCGCGUCCUUCGAUGGCGACUUCAGUUUUUCCCAGGAGUCCAUUGCGCGGCUUGGUGACCGUGCAGGAUCGUCAAAGUUGACAGAGGAGCAGCAGAAGCAGUUGAAGCAGAGCAAAGCAUUCCAGGCGCAGCUGCGCCUCGAAGAGCUGCUCAAGGAGUACUCGGAAGAGCGUGACAAGAAGCGUGUCACGCUCGACCAGUCCUUCACACCGGAUGACGCCGACUUCUCUGCGGCUAAAGCCUAUGAUUAUGAUCGCAGCACCAACUACUACGAGAUUCUGGGGAUAGAUGAGUAUGCUCCCCUGGACGAAGUGAAUCGCGCCUACAAGCGCCUUUCCCUCGUGUACCACCCCGACAAGACGAAGGGGAUGAGUGCGCAGCAACAGGAGGACUACGAGACGAUCUUCAUCUCAGUGAAAAAUGCUCACUUGGUCCUAGGAGACCAGCCCACCCGGAGGCAGUAUGACAAGGAUCGCGAUCAAGACAAAGCCAAAGAGGUUGUCAGCGGGGUGAAGGCUCCUUCAUCCCAGCAUGUGGACCUGACGGAGGUCUUAAAGCGCAUCAGCGAGAUGCAGAGGCCUCCAGGCAAAGUGGUUGAGGUUCAACUUGAACUGGAGCUUGAGCAGUUCUUCUACGGCGCACACAAGGCCGUUUCCAGAGACAGACGCAUCAAGGACUUCUAUGCGGGCAUGAUCAACCAGGAGCACGUGUACAGAUUCCAUGUUCCGCGAGGGGCUCGAGAUCCCUUGGAAUUGACUUUCAAGGAGCAAGGGGACCACAAUCCCGACACUAGGCCAGACACCGUGAAAUUCCGUAUCACCGCCCGUCCACAUGCUGUGGUCACAAGGCAGGAAGGCGACCUCUUGCGACCGGAGGAGAUCCAGCUUUCCGCCGGAUCCCUGGCGGAGGCCUACUUCACUGCUCAAGUGCCUGGGCUUCGAGGGCGCAGGCUUUUGGUAUGGGGCCGGAAUCCUUUCCACAGCAGCUGGAGGAGCCAGCCACCCUCUACGGAAACGCGGCUGGUCGUCGCGGUUCGCGGAGAGGGAAUGGAUGAUGAGGGGUGCCUUAGAUUCACGUGCAAGUUUCGGGCUCCUGACACUCCAGCAGCUUUUUCAUCGCAAACGGCGAGGCAGUUUCUGAAGGAAAUGCUCUCUGCAAGCGAGGCUCUGCAAGAAGGAAUAGACGGCGAACCCUACUGGACUAGCUUCGCACCCGUUGCGGAAGCGGCUCAAGUUGCUACGGAUCCAGAAUCUAUUCGCCGGGCUAUUGGGGCAGCUCUUCAAGCUAUCCCUGGUGAAUGGGCCUUGAUUGCAAAGUGUGUCAAGCUGCUUCAACGUGGCCUUGGCACGAGCAUGCCGAGUCUUCAGCAGUUUCUGCAGAGGCACAAGCUGGGAUCAGAAAGCCUCGGUGACGAUAAGACUGAGUUCCACUGCAGACAGGAUGCACAAGGCAGCCAACACGGAAGCCAUAGCAAACGAAAGUCCAAGCAACUGUCGGUGAAGGAGGAGAUUCUUCUUCGUCCGCUCGGCGAGGUGAUGCCACUCUUCACAAAGCCGCACAGCAGCAUAACCUUCUAUUCGAACAUGGAUGACUUGACACAAGAGCAAGAUCCAGGCACCACGAGUGCUGUGCCGGUGUUUGCGGUGUGUCUCGCAUCUGCAGCUUGUGCUACACCCGAGGCCGAAGCAGACUGGAAGCAGCUGGAGGAGACCUUGUUGCCGCUCCUGGAGGCAAGCAUCUUCCAGCUGAUGCCCGCAGCUAGAUCACAGAAGCCGCUCUGCAUCGCGGACUUCGCGGCAGCUGCGACGUCGGCCGCCAGCGAGGCAGCGGGGAGUGCACCUUGGAGAAGACUGGGAGCUGCCUCGUUCAGGCGAAGUGACUUCUGGCUGGCAGCUCACUAUUACACGCGGUGGAUGGUGGACGUGGGCUCCGAUCCCGAACAGGCCGUGGCUCUGUCCAACCGAGCUGCGUGCUUUGCCAAGGUCGGCGAUUUCCUGGGAUCCCUGGAAGACGCCCGAGCCGCCAAGGAGCUUCGACCUGACUGGGCGAGGACUUGGGCCAGAGUCGGCUUCGCGGCCCAAAACCUCGGACAGGACUACUUGGAAGAGGCGUUUCAAGCCUACCGGCAAGCCGUGGAGCUUGAUCCUUCUCGCGAUAACUUGCAGGGGUUGGCCCAAGUCGCGCUGGAACUCUUCUCAGGCAGACAAGCUGAGGAGUAUGCGCAGGGCAACGCAUCCUGGGCAUCCGAAAGCUUCGGUCAGGCGGUCGCUUGCUACACGAUAGCACUGGCCACGCAUCCUGCCAAGCUACCCGUUGCAGAGAUGGAGGCUUUUGCAAGAAAGGAAGAGGAGCUGGUGGAUGCAGAAAGCCGUAUCAAUGCUGAAGAGAACUUCCGGGAAGCCACGAAGAAAGUCCAGCAGGCCACAUCCUCCGAGGACAUGUUCAACUUGGCUGCCCUGUAUGCCAACAGAGCAGCAGCGCUUUGUCACCUGAGAUGCUGGGAUGCUGCCGUGCAAGAUGCACAGAUGGCCGCCCAGUUGCAGCGCGAGUGGCCCAAGGCCAGAUGCCGCCUUGGUGUUUCCCUUUUGGGAGCUGGCCGGCCGGAGGAGGCAUACGUCCAGUUUGCCUGGGCAUUGGCCUUCGACAGUCACAGUGCUGUGGCUCGACAGGGUUUGGAGGCUUGCCUAACGGCGAUCCCUAGAUGGAGGCACCGGAGGGCGGCACAGUCCCGUCGCCUCGAGAAAGACCGCAUUCGUCCGAGAGACUCGACGAAGGUCUGGGUGGUCUCCGACUUGUACUUCGAUGCGAAGAGCAAUGCAGAGUGGUGCAAUGCGCUCGACGAUGCGAAGUUUCAGGAUGAUGUUCUGAUCGUGGCCGGCAACGUCGCCGACACGCUCCACAGCAUCAUCCGCGGACUCAAGGUGCUCAGGUCCAAGUUCCAUCGACUCUUCUAUGUACCGGGAAAUCGGGAUCUUGCACUCAACGCCAGCGAGGUGCGAACUGCUCGAUUCCCUGAUUCCAUUGCAAAGCUUCUGGGACUACUGGCGGCCUGUGACCAAAUCGGGGUGGACAUGUUUCCGGCGGCCAUCUCCCAGGAUGUGUAUGUGGUCCCGCUGCACUCGUGGUACAAUGCUGAGUUCGACAAGAAAAGUCGUCCAGAUCCUAAUCAUGGCUUCGACGCCCAAUGUGUCUGGCCCCUCGACCCCAACCAGCUUUGGAAAUGGAUGCUGAAGUUGAACGAGGUAUUCCUCAAACCUCUGCAGGGGACCGUCCUGACCUGCUCCCACUUUGUGCCUCUGACAACGCUGCCCUUUGACGGGCUAGGCAAACAGGCACAAGCCAUGGGGUGCGAAGAGAUCGAGGACCAGCUGCGACGAGUGCGAAGUGCUGGUCACGCUUAUGGCCACGCCUCCAUUCGCACGUGUCAGGUCCACGGUGGUGUGACCUUCUUAAACCACGCCCUGGGCGUUUUGGAGGAUAGUGAGGCGGUGCCUUCACCGCGGCUCCUUUUCGAUGGUCACACGGUGGUGACCUGA
This is a messenger RNA of Symbiodinium sp. CCMP2592, 3543 nucleotides long. Lineage: Eukaryota; Dinophyceae; Suessiales; Symbiodiniaceae. The record is from the annotation of a GenBank genome assembly.